Molecule: messenger RNA, 2686 nt
Organism: Chinchilla lanigera (long-tailed chinchilla)
Lineage: Eukaryota; Metazoa; Chordata; Mammalia; Rodentia; Chinchillidae
Gene: Hsd17b12
Product: hydroxysteroid (17-beta) dehydrogenase 12
Exons: 11
Coding region: 1379-2317 (312 amino acids)
Cellular component (GO): endoplasmic reticulum
Molecular function (GO): oxidoreductase activity
Source: RefSeq, a predicted model, not a curated record
UCCAAAUUUGGGGAGCAAAGGCAUUUAUUUCAGGCCUGGCUGACGCAAACUCAUAGGACCGGCCCCGAGAAUGCGCGCCUCACAGACUAAGCACACUAAAUUUAAGCACAAAAACCACAGAAAGAGGCGGGUAUGGGGUGAUUAUUAGUGGCAGCUUUGGAUUGGGGAACCAAACUCAAAGAUUGAGGUGUUUCUACUUGAUUGGUAUAGGAAAGCAGAUCAAACAGCUGACGCAUUGCUCUACAAUACAAGGACAGCUGGUUUUUUAUCAUGUCCUUUUAAGGGAACAUUAUUUUGGUGUAACACAACAUGUUUAUCAGCACAGCAUAACAGUCAGGUCACAAAGACUUGAGAGAAAUUUCACAGCACAACUUGUUUAUCAUGGCUACUCAGGCGCAUACAGAACAGCAAUGUGGCGCAAUAGCUAGGUUAUAACACUCUCUUCCCCUACAAACACAGGGUGGGGGUGGGGAGAAGCAAAAGAAACAGAGCUCACUGUCCUGUGUUCUCUACGUUGUCCUUCAUCUGUAUUAUGCCACUGUGUGUUAGUUACUUGAUUCUAUCAAGCCUUGAACUCCAAGUCAUUGGAAGGCACAUGUUACCAUUUGCUCACUGUUUUUUUCUUCAUUCAGCAUUGGGGUUUGAUACCAUAACUUAGUAUGUGCUAGGCAAGCGCUCUACCACCGAGCUCCAUCCUCAGCCUACAUCAGACAUUUAGAAGGUCAAGGAGUGUAAGGAAAGCGUAUGGGAGCGGUGGGGAAGGAACAGACAUACAGGACCAUGUUUAUCGGGGAAAGUUUAUAGGAACGAUGACAGACCAUAGAGGUGAAAAUAAAACACAUGGCUCCACUCUUACUACAAACAUCCCAUUCAUCAGCGUUUUCUCGGAUCCCAUUGCUUCUUUAAAACUGAGACGGACUGGGUCUGACUGGCCAAUCAGAGCGCAGCUUUCCACAGUCGCGAGAACCGCUGGAGCCAAUGAGAGACUGAGGCGCUUCGGUGGGGUGAGACUUGCUGCCUAGGAGCGGCAUUCCGAGAGACUCCGACGCGAUUGGGAGCUUCACUUGAUUGGCAGUGAACAGUCGUCGGUUUUAGAGCGGAAGAAUUGCCUGAAGCCUGCGAAGGGGAGGGAGAGGUAGGCGGGGCGAUGGAGCUGAAGUUAGCCAAUGGAUGAUGCAGUACGGGUAGGCGGAAGGGUAAAGCACCAUUGACGGCGCGGACGUGGCACGUGGGCGGGGUUUAGGUGCAAAGUACUCCAGGAACGGCGUCUCUGAGUGUCGUCCUCAGCGUCACGCUCGGCGCCUCCUCCCGGCUUCAUUCAUUUAUUCCUUUUUCUUUUUUUUUCAUUCACGGAGAUAGUGAGGCCCGGUCCGAAGCCAUGGAAGGCGCUCUCUCAGCUGCCGGCUUCCUGUACUGGGUGGGCGCGGGCACCGUGACUUACCUGGCCCUGCGCGUCUCGUACUCGCUCUUCACGGCCUUCCGACUCUGGGGUGUGGGUAACGAGGCGGAGGUCGGCCCUAGGCUCGGUGAAUGGGCAGUGGUCACAGGUAGCACUGAUGGAAUUGGAAAAUCAUAUGCAGAACAGUUAGCAAAGCGUGGAAUGAAGAUUGUCCUGGUCAGCAGAUCACAGGAUAAGCUGAAUCAGGUUUCCAGUGAGAUAAGAGAAAAAUUCAGAGUGGAGACAAGGACCAUUGCUGUUGACUUUACAUCAGAGGAUAUUUAUGAUAAAAUUAAAACAGGCCUGGCCGGUCUUGAAGUUGGUGUUUUAGUUAACAACGUGGGGAUGUCCUAUGAGUAUCCUGAAUACUUUUUGGAAAUUCCUGACUUGGACAAUGUCAUCAAGAGACUGCUAAAUAUUAAUAUUCUUUCUGUUUGUAAGAUGACACGGUUGGUGCUGCCUGGCAUGGUAGAAAGAUCUAAAGGCGUGAUUCUAAAUAUCUCCUCUGCCAGUGGAAUGUCCCCAGUUCCGCUCUUGACCAUCUAUUCUGCAACCAAGGCUUUUGUAGAUUUUUUCUCUCAGUGCCUCCACGAGGAGUAUAAGAGCAAGGGCAUCUUUGUGCAGAGUGUUCUGCCAUUCUACGUUGCUACAAAACUGGCUAAAAUCCGAAAGCCAACUCUGGAUAAGCCCUCUCCAGACACGUUUGUGAAGUCUGCGCUUAAUACAGUAGGCCUGACGUCUCGCACCUGUGGAUACCUGGUCCAUUCUCUUAUGGCUUUACUCACCUCAGCCCUUCCUUCUUGGAUUUACUUUAAAAUAACCAUGAGUGUGAACCAUUCCGUGCGAGCUCGCUUUCUGAAGAAGAACAAGAAGAACUAAGCACUGAUACCUGCAUUGAGAACUUGGCCAGAUGCUUCUGCCCUGCAAGGUGCCCCGCCUGUCCCCAGAACCUGUGGUUGUCCUUUCAGUAGUGAACUGGCAUGGCUGAGCAUUGCCACAUUGGGAAGGAGACAAAAGUUGCUCUUAGGAGUUCCUGACAUAGUCUGAUACCACUUGGAAAAAUUUUGGAGCGUAAUGUAAGUGCUCAUAUCAAAUGGACAUAGAACAGGUAUUACCAAGAACAACUUCACGAUUAUAACAAAUCACAGGGUGACAAGAGACAGACGUAAAAUUCAGUAGUUUCAUCUGGUCCAAGAUGCUAAUGAUCAUUAUACUUACAUUUUCUCAGAAAUAUAUUAGAAAACAUAA